GUCUUAAACGUGUACUGUCUUAAAAAAGACUAGAUGAGGGCCAGUAUACGAGUUGAAUGGACGAUAAUCUGUUGUCUGUCGUUUUCUCCAUGGUAACUGUUGCCCAACGGCUCUAUUCAGACAGCUCUCUGUUAAUGACCUUCAGCUCUUUCAACGUGUAAUAGUUUAAUAGACAGAUUUUUAAUAACAAAGAACCAUAAGUAACAAACGAGAUAACCGUCACGAACAAACUAAACGUUGGAUGUUGUUCUUUGAGUAGUAAGUGACAUAAACCUGCGUAUCGUAUACAAAGAGAGAAAUGAAUCAGAGGUACGAAGCUUCUCAGUCACAAGUAAGUGACUUGACAUGGUGAAAUGGAGAUGGUCAAAGAAGAGACGGAGAAAUCACGGGUGGAGUCUCUAAAAAGUUCAUCUCCUGAACGAACAAAUGAAGAAGAAAGCUGUCAAAUGUGGAAGGAGAGCAUCGAUGAAAUGAAUUAUGGGGAUUUCAGCCCCACCAUUCUCACCCAUGGCUUUCGUCAUGUCCUCCACCUCUCCUGUGAAGAGACUGUUAGUCACAUGACCUGUGGUGAGCGUGCCGCAGGCUUCGCUAGUCUCCACAGUGAUGGUCAUGUUCAGUUCUAUUAUCCUGAUGGCCGUCUAAGAGAUCCGUCCUUUUGCCAAUCCCUCUCCAUCCCUUAUGCUGGCCUCACUUUCACACAUCUGCCAGGCAGACUGGUUGGCUGGGGACCUGGAGCCAUUCUCACCGUACUAGAUGCAGAACUGAAUCCUCUGGUUCAUGCUUUGAAACCCAUGGAUGUGAGGGUGUGCAAGAUUUUGGAGCACUCGAAUGAGCUUGUCACGGCUGGAGUGGGGAAUGUAUGUGUGUGGUGCCUCACACACUUGGUGUGUCGCAAACGGGUGGUGGAGGGUUUGGGGGCACAAGUUGUUUUCACACAUCUAGCACUGAUGCCUAGCAGGACUCAGCAGGGCCUCAGAGUACUGGCUGCAUACAGACAAGCUGUGGUUGUGGUGGACCUUACAGAGGGAUGCAUUGUGGAGCACAAGAAGAACCUCCAUUUAAGGGAAAUCACGGGAAUGGUCUACUGUCCAGUUAGGGAUAUUGUAGUUACUGCAUCAGAUAUGACAAUUCGAGUGUGGGGACCAGACUGGGAACUUCAAGUGGCCUUUGUGGGACAUACUGCUCUUGUCACCUCGCUAGUUCUGUGUCCUGUUUCUGGCCUGUUGUUGUCCUCUUCUCUUGAUGGUACUUUGAGAUGCUGGAGACCAGAAAUUGGAGACCAGGUCCAGAGUAUAUCCAUCCCUAAUGGGUGCCAACCUCCCCUAGUCAUGGGAGGCCCAGAUAGUGCUGGUACCUUCUUCUCAUACUCCACCAGCAGUGUGGACUUCUGGACCUUCAACUGCCUCUACAAUCUACACUGCAGACUGGACAGGGUCCUGAAAUGUCCUGUCCACCAAAUAUUGACCCCACCAAGUCCCCCUUCCUUCCGUGCUUGUGUAGUUUGUAUUCAUGGAAACAACAAUGUCACAGUUGUUGCAGAAGAAUCGGGUGAAGUUCUCACUAGAUUCCAAGCCACUGGAAGAGUAAAGAGUGCUGAUUACUGUGUACCUAAAGAGGUCUUACUAGUCCUCACUGAGGAUGGAGUGGUAUCUAUUGCUAGUACAUUGACCAGUCCAGUAACAAUACUGGAUGAAUGGCAUGAGAUAGAGCAUUGGGAUUGGUCAGGUGGGCAAAUGGAAGCAAAUAUAGGCACUGUGUGCUGCAUGGUGUUAUACACUGAUGUUACAGAUGCACAAAGUGCACAGGAAGAAAGGAGAUCCUUACAGAUGCAGAGAUCACACAAGCCUAGGAAGAUAAAACUACAUGAUGCAAAAAACAGGUUUCUGGUUAUACUGGGCCAUUGUGGUGGUUGUGUGUCUGUGGUCAAUAUGCAUUCAGGCAAAAUCCAGUUUAGAACUUCUGCUCACAACAACCAAAACAUUAGCAGCAUGCAGGCAUACCCCAACAGUGGCUACCUACUGACUGCAGGUGAAGAUAAAGCUCUGCUGGUUUGGCGUGUGUUUCCAUGUGCUCAGCAGUGUUUGAGUCUCCAUUUCAGCGUGUUGUGCGAUCUGCCUCCUGUUUUGAUGGCACUAAUGGGAACCCAACUCACCUUCGCCUUACAAGAUCCUGAGAAUGAUUCUUAUAGCCUGGUGCAGUACAGCUUAGAGAGCCAAAGCAGAACUGACCAGCACCCCAAUGAAAAGCAUCACAAUAAAAUCACAGGCCUAUGUGCAUGUCAUCAGCUGAACGUGUUUGCUUCAAGCAGUCAGGAUGGGACUGUACGGAUCUGGGAUAUGGAAAACCACCUUCUUAGGAUUCUAGAGCUGAAUGCAGAGCCGGAGUAUUUGGCAUACUGUGAGAGUGGAGACCUGCUAUUAGGCAUCAGAGGAGACCUCUACAGAAUACCUUGCACACACCUACCGCUUCCAGACUGCAAGACACAAAAAUGGGACCCAGACUCUGAAUUACCUAAAUCCUCAAUACCAAUCAUGAGUCACAAAUGCAGGACAGAGAGUUGCCAUGUUACUAAAAAGGAUGACCCUGAAAGGAGUGAUAGGACAAAAGAUCCAGACUUUGGGACACUCAUAGCAAGACAUAAAGAUCUUGAAUCCCUGCAAAAAGGAGAGAUUGAGUGCAGAAGGAGAAAACCAGCCACCAUACAAACCAAACAAGAGGCUUUUAAUAAUUACCUGGGUCUAAUUUACAGGGAACCCCUUGAUAUAAGAAUUACAGAACAAGAUAUGUUUGAUGUGUACGCUAUACUUUUUCCACCUAAACUUCCUGAGCUACCUCCUCUGAGCCCUGUCUCCUGCACAGACGGCUUAUCCACGAGACAACGUUCCCCUAAAACACAGAGUGAAUUAGAUGAAGUGCAACGCUUGUAUAAUGAAGAGAAGGAGAAGAAGGAGGGGGAAGAUGCUGACAUGCAUCUCACACCCAUCAUAGAGACUCCAUCUACACAGAAAAGCCCUCUUCCACCUUCACCAGUGGAAGAGACACUCAUAUACCCUCCACAAAAGCCCCUUCCACCAAUAAAGAGUCCUACACCCCCUCCAACUCCACCCUCCGAGACUGCACCUCCUUCGCCGCCCCUUGCCCCACCUUUACUCAGCCCUGUACCGCCCUCGCCCUCUCCUUCCCCACCCUCUUCACCUAAACGGCCCACACCCUUGCCCACCCCACCAUCAACCUCACAUCUACCAGAGUUCCUCCUGCAGUUUAUGGAGGAACAGUGGUUUCAAAAGAUGUUUCCUGAUAUGAGUUGUAUUUCCAGUUCUUUGUGCCCCAAGGAAUUCUGCAUGCAUCUGUUGGACUUCAUGAUGUCUUGCAGCAUGGCUCAGAAGAAUAGCAUCCUGAAUGCAUUGUUUAUGCUAAUACAACAGGAGGUGUUCGACAAAAAAUCUCUCGGCACAGGACUCCUGGUUUGCCUGGAAAACUGCAUUCACAAAAACAUGUCAAGGGAGGAACAGCAUUUUGUCGGUGAGCUGUUGAAUAUGAUGGUAUAUCUGAGUCCUGACACUUUUGACACCAUUGUGGAGCUACUCGCCAUGUUGGCAAAUAAGGCAGUUGAUCUAAAGGCUUUAGUUCUGUGUGUGUUGCAAAGGUUGGGUGUGGAGGAAGCUGAACUGUGGUUAUGUCCAGAAUUAGAGUCCUGGAACUCUCUGACCAAGCAUCAACGUAACCAGCACCACAGUCUUCGAGACAUGGCCAGACACUGGUUGCUUACCUGGACCAGAAAGUAUAGGGUGCACAGUGGGUCUGUGUUCCUACGCAGUGAAGGAAUACAGAGUGUGUUCGCACCUGUGGAGGUGAUUAAAUAUUUCUGCUCUGUGCAAAGAGGCAAACAGAGUCGACCACCACCACCUCCACCAGAGGGCAGGAAAGAUGCUGUCAUCGUGCCUUCAGACUUGCCUAGACUGAAGCCUGUUCAGCGCCUGGGCGAGACAUACAGUAUGUCUAGGAUACGGGAGCCUCAAGGAUGUCUGCUGCCACCGUUGCCAUAUCGACCGGUGUUGAUGGAUUUCCCAAGGUUCCUCUCUCUACCUGUGGCUCAUGUCACACUUUCUCCAUUCCCUUUAUCCCUGGAUUUUCAGAACUUCAGACGCCCCUCACUGCAAAGAUACUUCUUCCUGGAACGCUCCUAUGUACAAUAUUACAGAUAGCAUCCAGGUAUUUCCAAAAGCAUUGCAUGAAAGCUGUAAAAGACGAUCUCUGUGAUGCAUUAAAUGACGCAAAAUACAUCUAAAAGUAUUGUACAGAUGCUAACUUCAUCAUCUUUCAGUCUUUCAGUACAUAUUUGACAGCUGAAUAUUUGAGAAAUAUGGCUUGUUUUAAUGUGGAAGGGUAUAGAGAGAAUGCUAGUGUUUUGAAAAGCAAUUUAUUCCUUUGAAACACUUGCUAAGGAGAACACGUUGUUUAUAAAUUGAGCAUUUUUACAAGGUACACAAAUUCAAACAAUUUUGAAAGGACAGUAGGCUCUGGUGACAUAGGAGCAGGCAUUGAUCUUCUACUGCGGAAGUGGUGUUUAGCCACACUAUUACAUCAUAAAGUAGAACAUUCCACAACCUGUCAUUUUGGCAGAUAUAUAAGCUGUUUUUAGACUAACAAGAAAGUUUGAGUUCUAAAACUUACAGAAUGUUUUAUAGUGCAAUGACCUCUUAUACACUGACCAAAAUUAUAAACACAACACUUUUGUUUUUGCCCCCAUUUUUCAUAAGCUGAACUCAAAGAUCUAAGACUUUUUCUAUGUACACAAAAGGCCUAUUUCUCUCAAAUAUUGUUCACAAAUCUGUCUAAAUCUGUGUUAGUGAGCAGUUCUUCUUUGGCAAGAUAAUCCAUCCCCCUCACAGGUGUGGCAUAUCAAGAAGCUGAUUAGACAGCAUGGUUAUUGCACAGGUGUGCCUUAGGCUGGCCACAAUAAAAGGCCACUCUAAAAUGUGCAGUUUUACUGUAUUGGGGGGGUCCGGGGGGGUCCAAAAACCAGUCAGUAUCUGGUGUGACCACCAUUUGCCUCAUGCAGUGCAACACAUCUCCUUCACAUAGAGUUGAUCAGGUUGUUGAUUGUGUCCUGUGGAAUGUUGGUCCACUCCUCCUCAAUGGCUGUGUAAAGUUGCUGGAUAUUGGCAGGAACUGGAACACGCUGUCGUAUACGCCGAUCCAGAGCAUCCUAAACAUGCUCAAUGGAUGACACGUCCGGUGAGUAUGCUGGCCAUACAAGAACUGGAAAUGUUUUCAGCUUCCAGGAAUUCUGUACAGAUCCUUGCAACAUGGGGCCGUGCAUUAUCAUGCUGCAACAUGGGAUGAUGAUCAUGGAUGAAUGGCAUAACAAUGGGCCUCAGGAUCUCGUCACGGUAUCUCUGUGCAUUCAAAAUGCCAUCAAUAAAUUCACCACCUGUGUUCAUUGUCCAUAACAUACCCCUGCCCAUACCAUAACCCCACCACCACCAUGGGCCACUCAAUCCACAACCUUGACAUCAACAAACCACUCACCCACACGACACCAUACACGCUGUCUGCCAUCUGCCCUGUACAGUGAAAACCGGGAUUCAUCCGAGAAGAGAACACCUCUCCAAAGUGCCAGACACCAUUGAAUCUGAGCAUUUGCCCACUCAGGUCGUUUACGACGAUGAACUGCAGUCAGGUCGAGACUCCGAUGAGGAUGACGAGGAUGCAGAUGAGCUUCCCUGAGAUGUUUCUGACAGUUUGUGCAGAAAUUCUUUGGUUAUGCAAACUGACUGUUGCAGCAGCUGUCCAGGUGGCUGGUCUCAGACGAUCUUGAGGUGAAGAUGCUGGAUGUGGAGGUCCUGGGCUGGUGUGGUUACAUGUGGUCUGCGGUUGUGAGGCCGGUUGGAUGUACUGCCAAAUUCUCUGAAACGCCUUUGGAGAUGGCUUAUGGUAGAGAAGUAAACAUUAAAUUCACGGGCAACAGCUCUGGUGGACAUUCCUGCAGUCAGCAUGCCAACUGCACGCUCCCUCAAAACUUGUGACAUCUGGUGCAGUGUUCUGUGUGAUAAAACUGCACAUUUUAGAGUGGCCUUUUAUUGUGUUUUUUUAUUUGAGUUCAGCUCAUGAAAAAUGGGGGCAAAGACAAGUGUUGCGUUUAUAAUUUUGGUCAGUGUAUGUCAAGGGAAUUUUGAUUUCUCAGUUCAUGACCCCUUUAAAGGAAUUACCGUCAUUCUAAUUGCACCCAUAUUCACUCCAGCUCUACAUUCACAAGUUAUUUAGUCAUUAUUGGGUGAGAUUUCCACAGGCAGGCACAUUUCUUGAAAGGUUCAAAGUUGAUCACAUUGAUUUGUCUACAAAUAGCUACACUACUGUCAAAAGAAGCUUUUUAUUGUUUCUCUCAUGCAGUGCACUGUCUCCGUAUAGCAACUAUGUGCUGCUCCUCUCUACCACUCCUCGCAUGGAAUGGAAUGUCACGUGAUGCGGCAGUUAUUGUCACGCCAUCAGAAUGAUAGAGCGUCUUCGGAGCCUCAGUAUGACCGCGGGUCCUUAAAAUGUCUUAAAUAACGUUUUCCUAAUAGAAGGCCUUAAAAUUCAAACUUGAUGGGUCUUAAAUAUUUUUGGUCACAUUACCGCUAAAAUAUGUUUAGCCUGACGGAUUUAAUAACUGUUUACAAUCAAUGGACAGACCGAAGAUUUUUUUUCUCAAAAUCAUUUUGCAGUGUAAAUUAUUUAAUCUGACUGGUAGAAUUUAUUGAUACACUGUAAGAAUUUGACAUGAAAGGUGAUGCAUAUAUUUCAAAAGUUUAAAAAAUAGGCCUUUAUAAAGGUAAAUAAAAAUAUGAAGAUUUAAGAAUGUAAAAGCUGAUAGAUCACUAAAAAUAUUGCUUCAGAAUAAAUUGUUUACACCACCAAAAAUCUUAGUGAUGUGGUACUUUUAUGGGGCUAUUUUGUGUGGGAUAUUAUCUACUUCUAUGAAAAGUUCUCUGUAUAUCGUAGUAAUAAAUAUAAGUUAUGACAGUGAUGAAAUUUAGUUUUUAUUUUGCAUUAAACACAUAUGUAUGUAUGUGCGUAUUUCCAUUACAGGUUUAGGUCUUAAAUUUCAUAUUAGGUGGUAUUAAAAUUUCACUUGUUCAUAUCUGUAGAAACCCUGAGCCUAUAACAGGAGCAAAGCUAUCACUUCUAAGGCUUCCCUUACCAGAUACAGCAGCUGCUACUUGUACACAGAGCUUGAGAGUUCUUCUCAGCACUUGUCCUUUAUACAAAUAACUUUUGAGAAGAAUCUUUUUCAAAAUGACAGAGUAAAUGUUAGUGAGUUGCACUGAGAUGUGAUUGAAAAAUGCUGCAAGCAGAAUUCCACUUAUUCAGACCCAUCUAUUCUGUGUGUGUGUGCGCAAAACAAGAACUUACCAUAUAUGGUUUUGUAACCUUUUAAUAUUGCCAUGAUGCAAAAAAAGGCCCUGAAGUUUCUGAAUUUUAGGACAUUAUUGGGCCAGCCAAUGCACAGAAAUUUUCAGCAUCAUUACUCCAGUCUUCAGUGUCACAUGAUGCUUCAGAAAUCAUUCCAAUAUGCAGAUUUGCUGUUCAAGAAACAUUAUUAUUAUUAUUAUUAUUGAUACUGAAAGCUAUCAAACAAUUAAAGGAGAACUCCACUUCCAGAACAACAAU
This is a messenger RNA of Labeo rohita (rohu), 7653 nucleotides long. It is a transcript of the gene wdr97, whose product is annotated as WD repeat domain 97. The transcript has 21 exons. Gene Ontology annotation, molecular function: protein binding. The record is from RefSeq and is a predicted model, not a curated record. The coding region runs from base 354 to 4205 and encodes 1283 amino acids. NCBI's taxonomy places the organism in Eukaryota, Metazoa, Chordata, Actinopteri, Cypriniformes, Cyprinidae.